UAUGACUGAACGGCGGGACCGCGGGUAAUGCAAAAUUUGUGGAGGGAGCCACCGUCAAACCAGAGCGGCGGUCGGUGAUGGCGUCCGCGGAGAGGAAGCGUCCCCCGCCGGUCAAAGUGCUGUCCGGGCAGCUGCGGGCGGCGGAGGGCCGGGGCGCGGCCGACAGCGGGGACGGCUGGACUCUCCGGCUGAGCGGGGGUCGCUCUCUGCCGGUGUCGCUGGUGUGGAUGCAGGGCACGGUGCUGGAGGUCCAGCCGGAGAGGAGCACCGCGAUGCUGCUGGACGAGACGGGGACGUUCGCGGUGCUCGGCGUCAACAACAUCCCGCGAGGGAAGCCGUGUCUGGCCCAAGAAAAUAAAGAACUUCAUCAGUUCAAAUGGACUGAAGGGUGGAGGCUCCUCGAUGUCGAGGUGAUGCAGCAGGGACAACGUGGAGCGGUCAGUGUUUCCCUUGUGAAGCUUUUCCUCUCGGCUCGACUCCAAGGAUGUUCAUACGAGUACGAAAUAAAGAUGACUUCUACUUUUUCCUCUCGUAGAAACACAAUUCAGAUGUUUAUAUAUUGCAACAGGACUGACGUUUUUUUUCUUCUUUUUUUCAGACAGAAAUAUUAAAUUCCAUCUGGAUUUCCACAAAUUAAAUCUCAAUGCAAAUAUUGAUCCAUUUAAAAUCUGCCUGCCGACACGUGAGGGAGCGUACAACGAUGAGGUUCUUGUUCUCAGGGUUCUUACACAUGUUGAGCAAUAAAUUUAAAUUCCCAUGGCCAGUGUGAAAUCUCGCCGUAUACACGAGUGACCCUUCAAUGAGACAAUAGUUUGAUUUAAAAAAAUACAUAUAUAAAUGUUUAUUCCUUUAAUCAAACUGCAUAAAUGAACAUAAAAUCUAACAUUUCUUUGGGAUAAAAAAAUUGUCAACAACUUUUCCAGGCCUGAAAAAAAUAACCAUUUUAAAAUUCCAUGACUUUUCCAGGUUUUCCAUGAUCGUUUGAACCCUGUGUAUCUACUCCAGUAUUUUCAGAGCGCCGUUUCCCCCGUUGGCGGCUCGGCGCUCAGCGGUCAUCCUGAGAGCCACGAGGAGGCAAUCAAACCUUCAGAAACAUGCUCUGAAUUUCUAAUUUAGCUGCUUCUCAAUUUCCAGGCCUUUCUUGAGAUAGAAGUAACGCCACACUGUCGACGUAUUCUUAGAAUAUGGGAAGACGUCUUCACAGGACUAGAUACACGCGUGAUUAACAAAACACACGGCAGUUAAAAACAGUUUACGAAAAGAAGCUUUAUUUUGAGUGGUGUCCAUUACACUGGUAUAUGAAUAGAUAAAUGGAAAGUGAAAAUGACCUAUGGUAAUGGAUUAAAAUAAGAGAAUGUCAACUGAA
Pseudoliparis swirei is the source of this 1366-nucleotide messenger RNA. RefSeq names its product RecQ mediated genome instability 2 (gene rmi2). The transcript is spliced from 3 exons. The record is from RefSeq and is a predicted model, not a curated record. Gene Ontology annotation, biological process: DNA repair; negative regulation of double-strand break repair via homologous recombination; maintenance of rDNA. Bases 78 to 611 code for a protein of 177 amino acids. Gene Ontology annotation, cellular component: nuclear speck; cytosol. Lineage: Eukaryota; Metazoa; Chordata; Actinopteri; Perciformes; Liparidae.